UGGAAUUCGCCGAGUGCAACAGCAAAGUCAUCGACAGUCUUUGAACAGCCACCCGCAGCCCACCGAACGCCCCAUCGGAAGCCUACCCGGAAGGCGCCUGAUCCGAAGUGCCCAAAGUCGGAAGGCAUUCAAUUCCGCAAGACAUUACACAAACACAAACGGCGUCUUGUCUCGGGAUUUUACGGUUUCUUUGCAACCCAAGAUUGUUGUCCAGUUACACUCGAGGUUGACGACUGUGGUGUUUUGUCUAGAUGCGAGGAACGCCACUGUCGAGUGAAACCCUGGGCUACUUCUCGGACGAACCCUUCUUGCCCAAAAGGAAGUCACGUAGUCCUUCUUUCUACCGGUAGUUUUCUCCGCGGGCCGAGGCACUUGACUGGAACCUGA
This is a messenger RNA of Colletotrichum costaricense, 387 nucleotides long. RefSeq lists its product as uncharacterized. The annotation marks the transcript as partial. The transcript has a single exon. Lineage: Eukaryota; Fungi; Ascomycota; Sordariomycetes; Glomerellales; Glomerellaceae. The record is from RefSeq and is a predicted model, not a curated record.